Molecule: messenger RNA, 4926 nt
Organism: Sporothrix schenckii 1099-18
Lineage: Eukaryota; Fungi; Ascomycota; Sordariomycetes; Ophiostomatales; Ophiostomataceae
Product: LysM domain protein
Exons: 1
Coding region: 1-4926 (1641 amino acids)
Molecular function (GO): polygalacturonase activity; chitin binding
Source: RefSeq, a predicted model, not a curated record
AUGUUAUCCCUGGCAUACGCGCUUUUCUUCUGUGCUCUUGGGCCGUUGGUCUCUCUCGCCGCGGCCAGCAGUCAUCACCAUGCCCACAACAAGUUGCACCACCGACAGGAACACAACCUGCACGGCGCCCGCGACACAGCCAUAGACGAUGCCUAUGCACUGGUUAAUGCGUCACUACCUGCAAUCGCAGCAGCCAACAAGCUGAAGCUGCAGCAGCCACGUUUCAACACGUAUCAGUUUCCACCAGCUGGCAACGCGUCAUCCUACGGCAGGAGCAACACAACUGUCCCGGUCAUUGGUCGGCGUGGCCAUUUGAUGGCCAAUGGCAGCAGCACCAGCACUGGCAGCGUGCCGCCGUUUGCUGCCAACAGCAACACGACAUCGCGCGACUACAUUGUCUCGCCUGAGCUGGCAAAGGCUGCACGCGUGGUGGCCGAAGGCACAACCAACAAGCCUGCCGGGGCAGACUACACGGACCGUGCGGCCCGGCUCAAAGCCGAGCACUGGGGCCAGACCUCGCCAGCGUCGGGGGACAAUGCCACCAGCGUUUCCGACGGCGUCGAGGCCCGGGCAGCAGCCGCUUCCUCGUCGUUUUGGAUGGCCAACAUGGCAAUGAACGGCGUGGCACCGUAUGCCGCAGCAGCCAACUACAAAGUGUGGCGCAAUGUGAUGGACUACGGUGCCAAGGGUGAUGGCAAGACAGACGACACGGUGGCUAUCAACAAGGCGAUCACCGAUGGCGGCCGUUGCGGACAGACGUGCGGGUCUAGCACCGCAACGCCGGCGGUGAUCUACUUUCCGAGUGGGACGUACCUGGUCAGCGACACGUUGAUCAUGUACUACAACACGCAGUUUUUGGGUGACCCGACGGCCCGGCCGACGCUGCUGGCGGCCGCCAGCUUUGUGGGCUACGCAGUGGUGCUCACAGACGUGUACAUUGACGGGGCCAAUGGCGCAGAGUGGUACAUACCGCAGAGCAACUUCUUGCGCUCGGUGCGUAACUUUGUCAUUGACAUUACCAACGCGCCCGCCAACAACUACGUAUGCGGCAUCCACUGGCAGGUGGCACAGGGCACCGACCUGCAAAACAUUGACUUUUACAUGAAGGACGGCACGACGCAGCAGGGCCUGUACAUGGAGAAUGGUAGCGGCGGCUUUAUGACGGACCUGUAUUUCCAGGGCGGCAACUUUGGCGCGUACCUGGGCAAUCAGCAGUUUACGGCGCGCAACCUUAUCUUCUCGGGCUGCCUGACGAGCAUCCAGGUGUUUUGGGACUGGGCGUGGCUACUGCAGGGCCUCACUAUCAUCGGCGACAAUACGAAGAACGGGCCGAGCGUGGGCAUCACCAUUGUCGACGGCGCUGGAGGCUCCGCAGGCAGCACGGGCCAGGGCGUGGGUUCUAUGAUCAUCACAGACUGUGUCUUCUACUUUGUAGACACGGCAAUCAAGACCACGCUGGUGGCGGACAACAGCUCCUCGUUUCUGUUACAAAACAGCCUCUUUGUGCAGGUGCCUGUGGCCGUGUACGACACGGGGGCCGCCAAGACUCUGCUCGCCGGCAGCAGCACGGGCAACGUGCAGGUGGCGUCGUGGGGCUUUGGCAACAUCGUAUCCGGCACGUCCGGCACGUCCGUGUUCCAGAACGGCAACGCCAUUACCGCACCCGUGCGUCCCGCGUCGCUGUUGCCUGUGGGUAGUGGCAACUGGUUCACCCGGAGCGCGCCCACGUACGCCGAUGCCAGCAUCCCUGCCACCGCGAUUGUCAAUGUCAAGACCAAGGGCGCGGCGGGUGACGGCGCCACCGACGAUACGGCAGCCCUCAACCAGGCGCUAGCAGCCGCCGCAAACGCGAGCCAGAUUGUCUUUUUCCCCUAUGGCGUCUACGUUGUGACAGACACGCUUCAUAUCCCCCUGGGUUCCCGCAUUGUGGGCCAGGCCUGGUCCACCAUUGCAGGGCGCGGUGCGCGGUUCCAGGACGCCACGAACCCGCGCGCCGUCGUUCAGGUUGGUCGCGCGGGCGAUGCGGGCACCGUGGAAAUCUCCGACAUGCUCUUUUCCGUCAUCGGCCCAACUGCCGGCGCCGUCGUGGUCGAGUGGAACGUUCACGAGGACACAAAUUCGUCGGCUAAGGGCUCUGCGGCCAUGUGGAACUCGCACAUCCGCGUCGGUGGUAACGUAGGCUCGAGCCUACAGGCUGCAACCUGCCCCAUGUCGACGUCGGGCACGCCCAAACCGGCCUGUGUGGCCGCCUCGCUGUUGUUCCACCUGACGCCGGCUGCGUCGGCCUACAUUGAGAAUUUCUGGGUGUGGACGGCGGACCACGACCUUGACAUCGCCUCGCAGGACAUGAUCAAUGUGUAUACGGGCCGGGGCGUGCUGAUCGAGAGCCAGGGCCCCACGUGGCUGUGGGGUUCCGCAUCCGAGCACUCGGUGUUGUACCAGUACCAGUUCUCGCGAGCCAGCAACCUGUUUUGCAGCAUGCUGCAGACCGAAUCGCCCUAUUUCCAGCCGAGCCCGGGAGCGCCAGCCCCAUUCGUGCCGGGCAUGUUCCCCGAUGACCCUACAUUUGCGGAUUGUGCGUUGCCCAUCGCCGCCAACUCGCGCUGUGCCCUGGCCUGGCCGGUGCGCAUCCUCGACUCGACCGACAUCUUUGUGUACAGCGCAGGCCUGUACAGCUGGUUCCAGUCGUACGCUAAGAACUGCGAGAUUGGUAAUAACUGCCAGGAUGGGGCCAUGGACAUACAGCGGAGCGAGAACGUUUGGAUCUAUAACCUGUGCACCAAGGCUAUUGUCAACAUGGUCACGCCGCUCGGUACGGCGGUCACCGUGGGCAGACUUAACCAGAACGGCUUCCUGGCGUCCAUUCUAGGCUGGCUCGAGGGUGCCACGACGAUCGUUGGCGACCGGUUUGCUGGCUGGUCCGUGUUUGCGUCCGGGUCGCUGGUCGGCCUCGGCCUUUCUUCGGCCUGCGAGGCUGCGUUGUACCAGACGGUCAAGUGCGACGACAGCGCCCGCAACCUGCUUGCGGCGGACGCUUACCUAGGAAGCACGGGCAACAAGACGCUGACGGGCCUAGUGUGCGAAGCCGUGUGCGAGGCGAGCAUCGCGUAUGUGCGCCAGAGCGUGGCGGCUGCGUGCGCCGUGACACCGCACCUGCCCGGCACAAACGUGCCUUUUGUUAGCGUGGUCGAUCGUCUGUGGAGCAACUGGAACCAGACGUGCUUUGUCGAUCCAACCACGGGCACCAACUGCAACGAUGUCAUUGCUGCAUUCCCGGCGGCUGCGGACAUUGCUGCGCUGCCCGUGGCCGACUUGUGCUCGUACUGCUACACACAGAAGCUCAAGCUCAUGGAAGCGUCUGCGUACUCGGGCGCGUAUGACAACACAAGCUUUGCAGCACGUUAUGCGUACGUUGCGUCUCACUGUAGCCUUACGGGCGUUGGCAACUUUAACGGGACGGCUUCGGCAGUCACGGGAACAACCCCAGUCGACGUUACGGCGCCGGUUUGCGUCUCCGGUAAGCACUAUACCGUAGCCAGUGGCGACACGUGCGACUCCAUUGCCGUCGCCAACGCGGCCUCGAGCGCCACCCUCUUUGCUAUCAACCCGGUCCUGCGGGACUGCAGCAAGGAAUUGACUGUGGGCGCUGUGUUGUGUUUACCCCAAACAUGCGACACACUCUGGACGGUCCAGCCAGACGAUACCUGCCAGAGCAUCGGAAACGCGACGGGCAAUUCCAUGGACACCCUCGUUGCGUACAACACCAUGCUUAACAGGAAUUGCUCCAACCUCCAGCCGGCGCCAGCCUCGGAACCCAGCUGGGGAGCCACCCUUUGUGUAUCCUCUCCGGGAGGCGCGUAUGCCGGCGUCGCAGCGUCCAACACAAGCACAGACGGUAACGGGGGCCGUGGGAACGGCUAUGCGCCGCCCUAUACGCAGCCCAUCAAGCCGCCGACCGGUGCUACGGUGGCCAAGGGCACCAAUGCCACCCUAUGUGCCGCGUGGUACGUGUAUGACGCCACGCUACUCUGCGCGCAGAUUUGCCUGACCAACGACAUCUCCAUUCGCGUCCUCACGCUGGCCAAUCCAAGCCUGCACGUACCCACUUGUGACGCAGAUCUGGUCCGUGGCACCGCCUAUUGUGUGCGUCCACUGUCUGAAGUUGAGCUGACUGCCUCGUCCGCCCUUCCCUCCUCGUCGACAGCGUCAUUAACCUCGACGUCAACAUCAGCAACAACGUCAAAAACACCGUCAAACACCCCCAACCCCAUCUCCACCGACGGAAAAUGCGGUACCGCCUCCUCUAAAAAUGCCACCUGCCAGGGCAGCACCUUUGGCAACUGUUGUGGCCCUUCGGGUACCUGCGGCAGCACACCGGCGUUUUGUUCUGGCCGUCUCGGCUGUCAGCCGACCUUUGGCGAAUGCAAGCCUAUCUCCAAGGACGGCACCUGUGGCGCGGCAUCGAGUGUGGAUGCGUUAUGUCUGUACAGCUCCUUUGGCGACUGCUGUGGUGCGUCAGGUAAAUGCGGCACGACUACGGCGUUCUGCAACACCGACGAGGGCUGCCAGUCCAACUACGGUACCUGUGUUGCACGCGUGUCCACCGAUGGCAAGUGCGGUAAUGCCUCAUCCGUGGACGCAACGUGUCUAGGCAGCACCUUUGGCAACUGUUGCGGUUCUUCAGGCACCUGUGGCAGUACACCGGCCUUUUGCUACGGCCGGCUCGGUUGCCAGGCGAAGUACGGCAACUGUGUGCCCAUCUCCACAGACGGCAAGUGUGGUUCUGCGUCGAGUGUCGGUGCCAUGUGUCUCUACAGUGCGUUUGGCGAUUGCUGCAGCGCUGCAGGCACCUGCGGUACGACCUCUGCCGCCUGUUACUUGUCUAAUGGCUGCCAGGCCACAUAUGGCACUUGUCUUGCAAAGUAG